GAUCGUUCCUGCAUUGACCGACGUGUGUUUGAUAAUGCUGAAGCGUAAACAGUACUUUUUUAGAACGAUUUUUUUUCAUUUAUUUGUGAAAUUUUCAUUGAUUUUCCAUUUUUGAGCGUCGGUCAGUUUUUCUAUGGAAUCUGAAGAAAGUAACUUCAAAUGUUUUCCAUGUUUCCCAAGACAAGGAAAAAAAUAUUUAUUUGGUUUUAUUGUGAUAAAUUUCUUGCUAAUUUUGUAUUUUACUAAAUUGAGCCUUCCAAAGUCAGCUGUCAAACCCAAAUAUAGUGAAAUUAAAAGACCUAUCGCAUCUAUACAAGAUGGAACUCUUUUUCACAUACCUUUACUUAAAAAUAAAGACUUGGCUCCUUUUUAUGCAGAAGUGAACACAAAUACUUGGUGCUUUCAACAUGCAAUAGAUGUUCCAGAAUCAAAGAAAGAAAAAAAAUGCAUUUGUAAUAAACAUUGGUUUGGUUUUGAUUGUGGCAUUCCAGAAGCUGUAUGGAAAUCUCAAUUUAUGCAGGGUAUAGCGAUCAAAAGAAGAGAAAAACCUAGAAGAAUUCUAUAUUCUAUUAUAGUUGAUGAUGAAUAUAAUCUAUUAGAUAUAUCAGUUAGUAACGCGUUUUCCUAUGUUGAUUUGUUCUUAAUUAUCCAAGAAAAGAAAGCUAAUUCAUCACUAUCAGUAAUGUUUAAACAAGGCUAUUUGGCACAAUUUCAGCAUAAAAUAAUGUUAUUUCUGUACAAUGAAACUACUAUUAAUGUCACAGAUAAACAUAAAUUUUUGUUUAAUGAAGCUUGGAAAACUGCAUGGAAAAAACUAACGGAUUUCCAUCCUGAUGAUAUACUUUUGUUUAAUCAUGCUUCCUCUAUUCUUUCUGAAGAUGUGCUGUUGUUUUUAAAGCUACAUGAUGGAUAUCCAGAGCAUUUUAUUUUCAAACUUCGACCAUUGCUGUUUAAAUUCUCAAAUGAAAUUUUAUCUAAUCAAACAUUACCGACUUUAGUGCCAUUUGGUUGUAGUUUCCAAUUCAUUUCAUCAAUGUGUGACUAUGAGAUAAAAAACUACUUCAAAAGCUUUUGUUUUGAAAGUAAAAAGAAAGCAAAAGUUUUGAAAUCUAAACAGUGGCAAAUAAAUGAAUCAACAAUAGGUAACGUAGCCGCACCUAGCGGUUGGCAAUGUACCCUGUGUUGCAAAUCUUGUGAUUCUAAAGAAAACAGUUUACAGCAAAAGAUUACUGGUCACAUUAGUGCCUCAACGUUAUCCAACAAGUUGAAAAAUGAUUCUCAAAAAGAAUUUGUGGUGGUAAAAAAUGCCUUUCAUAAGAUUCCAAAAUUUAAGUUUGUACAAAGUGAUGACUAUUACUUUGUUCCAAGAGUAGUGCAUAGUCUUAAGCAAUAUUCUUAUCUAAUAGAAUGAUUCAUGAACUUGUGUCAGAUAAUGUACGCAACAAUGGUAACCUUUAACUCAAUUCAAUUUUGUGUGUGAAACUUAAGUUAUGUAAUUUCGUAUGCAGAUGUGGAACAACAGUAGGGGAGAAAGGAACAAGUUGGCUGAAGUUUGGUUUUACCUUUUUUUAAAAAUGAGUGCUACAUACCAGGGUUCGUGAUUUAUGAGGGUCAUUCAAUAAAUAACGAAGCAGAGGCUAUAAAACAGACUUUAUUCGACAUUCUUCAAAAAUACCGACCGAAAUUGUUUAAAAACUUAUCCCACUGGGAAAUUAGUCGCAUAAUUCCGUGCUCAUAAACGUCCUUUGGCUGCUGCUGGAAGCAAUUAAGCACGCCCUCCUUUACUUCAUCUUCCAAAUGAAACCGUUGUCCCCGAAGUGCCUUCUUGAGUUUCCCAAAGAUGUUGGAUCAUAUGGGGAUAGAUCUGGGCUAUUAGGGGCAUGGUUCAAGACUUCUUACUUAAAUUUCCGCAAAACUUCCUUUUUUGCAUUGUAUGUGUGUGAUGUAGCGUUAUCGUGCAACAGAAUGACAGUACGUGAAAGUUUACCGGAACCACACACAGCCAAUGAAAAAAAGGAACUUUUGCGGAAAUGUCAGUGGGAAUCUUGAACCACCCCGUGAUAGUCCAGACCCCCAUAUGACCCCAGAACUUUGGUGAACUCAAGAAGACACUUCGGGGACAACGAUU
Uloborus diversus is the source of this 2128-nucleotide messenger RNA. Its product is annotated as beta-1,4-mannosyl-glycoprotein 4-beta-N-acetylglucosaminyltransferase-like. Gene Ontology annotation, molecular function: beta-1,4-mannosylglycoprotein 4-beta-N-acetylglucosaminyltransferase activity. Gene Ontology annotation, biological process: protein N-linked glycosylation; N-acetylglucosamine metabolic process. Gene Ontology annotation, cellular component: membrane. The transcript is spliced from 2 exons. The record is from RefSeq and is a predicted model, not a curated record. Lineage: Eukaryota; Metazoa; Arthropoda; Arachnida; Araneae; Uloboridae. Bases 134 to 1411 code for a protein of 425 amino acids.